AAGCCGCGGCCUGGGUAAACCUGUGGCGCGCUCCGCGGUUCCGGAGCUUGAAGUUGCGGCGGCGGCGGCAGUCGGGAAACGGCAAGGCAGGUUGAGAUGAUGGAUCGGAGGCUUGCAGUUCGCAGUCCCAACGAGGCUUAGGGACCUGGGCUACAAAAAAGGAGCAGGGGAGAACGGUCGUGGCGUCUGUCUGCUCCCUGGGAUGCAGGCGUCCGGUUGGGGAAUCAUUACUUAAGGAAGCGCUGCCGCGGCUCUGUGUUUUGAGAGUGCAAGUGCGUGUCGGGGUGCGCGUCUGGGUGUGUUUGUGCGCGUGCGCUCCGCUUUCGGGGGCUUUUGCACACAGCUGUAAAGAGGGAGCACUCGAUUGUGGCGUUCGGGGGGAUUUACCGUCUAGCAGAAGAGGGGCAAACUAUCCAGGGUGGCUUGGGACCGGGAGAGUCAUUUAAACCGAUGGAUGUCCGAGGGGCUUCUCAGAGGGCUUCGCCUGUGUGAGUUUUCAGGAGUCCGUGGAAGUUAACCCGGGAGAGAAGAGAAUGAGCCUGACGGGUGUUCUAGGCAGAGAGGACAGAAUGGUUGCAACUCUAUGUGAGGCAAGAGCUGGGUUUUAGGAUUGGAGGGAGAUGUGAGAGAAGACUGGAAAGAAAGGGCAGCCCCUCUACGGGGGAGAGGGUCUUCAUGCCAAGCUGAGCUGAAUUCCGCUUGAUCACGGGGAGCCAUUCGACUCUUCAGAGGCAGUCUUAGUCAGUGCGGACAUUUCUGGGGUUAUUACAGAGAGGAGGCAGCGUUUUCUUACCGCAUAGAGUUAGAUGUCAUUUGUCAGAGUGAACCGCUGUGGUCCCCGAGUGGGUGUAAGAAAGACACUGAAAGUAAAGAAGAAGAAAGCUUCAGUGAAGCAAGAAUGGGAUAAUACUGUGACUGAUCUAACAGUUCAUCGGUCAACUCCUGAAGAUCUGGUACGUCGUCAUGAAAUACACAAAUCAAAGAACAGAGCGUUAGUACACUGGGAACUCCAAGAAAAAGCUUUGAAGAGAAAAUUGAGGAAGCAGAAACCAGAAACUUCAAAUCUGGAGAAAAGAAGAUUGUCUAUCAUGAAGGAGAUUCUUUCUGAUCAAUAUCAGACGCAGGAUGUAUUGGAGAAAUCUGAUCAUCGGAUAUCUGCAGCAAAAGAGCUGUUUCCUCGUAGGUGCACAGGGUUUCCAAAUAUAACAGUGGCUCCUGAUUCCUCUCAGAGUCCCACUGUGGUAAAUCAAGACCCUAUCACUCAGUCUAUCUUUAAUGAGCCUGUCAGAGAACCUCAGGCUCUUAACGACGUAGAUGGUGAAGAAGAGGGAACUGUGAAUAGCCAGUCAGGAGAAAGUGAGGAUGAGAAUGAGUUGGAUAACUCCCUGAACUCUCAGUCUAACACAAAUACAAACAGGUUUCUCCAGCAACUAACGGAGGAGAAUUCUGAGUUAAUUAAUAAGUUGUGGACUGAUACUCAGCAGAAAAUAGCAACCCAGUCACAGAUAACUCCUCCAGGAACGCCGCCAUCUGCUCUUGCAUCAGGGGAACAAAGAGCUGCUCUCAAUGCCACCAGUGCUGUCAGAAGACUCCAAAGCAGGCUUCAGCCUCAAGAGGCUACUGAGACUUUAGACUCAAGCUCUGUUGUGGGACACAUGCUGAACUCAAGGAAGCCAAAACAGCUGUUAAAUAAAGUGAAAAGAAAACCGAAUUUGCAUGCUCUUUCCAAGCCGAAGAAAAACACGUUAUCAGGUAGCACAAGCUCUGCAGACUUACCAAAGAGGACGAAUUCCACUCUGGAUGUCCUCCAACACAUGAUACAUGAAGUGGAACACGAAGUGGAAGAGUAUGAGCGGUGUACAGGUCGCGAGGUCAAGGGACUGGGGAGCAGCCAGGGUCUUUCAGGGUUCACUUUGUCACUGGUGAGCUCCCUCUGUCGCCUGGUUCGGUACCUUAAAGAGAGUGAGAUCCAGUUACGUAAAGAAGUAGAGACAAGGCAGCAAUUGGAACAAGUGUUAGGCGAUCAUCGAGAGCUCAUUGAUGCUCUGACAGCUGAAAUUCUUCUUCUUAGAGAAGAAAAUGCUGCUACACAGGCAAGACUUCAGCAGUAUAUGGUCACAACAGAUGAGCACCUUCUAUCACUCACACAUGCUGUUAAGAACUGUCCGGUGAUAAACAACAGACAGGAAAUUCAGGCAUCAGAAAGGGGAGCCACAGGUAGAAGAGUUGCGGACAGUCCAGAAGGUCCCGCUGUAAAUGCCAGUGUCUCAGUGCCAUUGGUGUUUGGAGAGGAAGAAGUGGCUGGAUUCCCACAGGAAGAGUUGCCUGUUAGACUGUCUCAGGUGCCAAACGCUCCAGAGAGCAUGAAUCUGGCCAAGAAUUUUCCAGCACAUGUUUUUGAGCCAGCUGUGUUGUUAACACCACCCCGGCAGAAGAGCAACUCAGAGUUCUCUCCUUUGCAGGACGUAUUGAGAAGGACUGUUCAAACGCGUCCUGCUCCACGAAUUCCUCCAACUGUGGAAAUAAUUGAGAAGGAACAAAAUUGGGAAAAGAAGACCUUACCUAUUGAUACAGACGUUCAGAAUUCAAGGGAAGAGAGUCGUCUCUUCACUCAGAGGUGGAGAGUCUCUCAUAUGGGAGAAGAUCUGGAGAAAACUCAGUCUCCUUUGGUUAACCUCUCACAGCCCUUCUGCAAUUCGCAUUCUAACCGUCAACAUUCAAGAAACCCUCCAUUCUCUGAAGAGCCCCCAGCACUGGGAGAUGGGCAGCAGCUGAGAACAAAUGAAAUGAAUGCAUUAAUACAAAGAAAGGACAUAGUGGCACGAAUUGCUGAGUUGACACUGCAGAAUCCAGGUAUCAAGGCACAUAUGAAUAACACUGUUGAGCCCGGAGGAGAGCAAGGAGACAGACUCCGGGAGGCCAAGAAACAAGAAAGUGCAAGUGGCAUGACUUCUACUUUUCCAGUAGCGCAGUCUCUAGCAUCAGGUAGUAUGGAGGAACGGAUUGCAGAAUUGAAUCGACAAAGUCUGGAGGCUCGUGGAAAACUUCUGCAGUUGAUAGAGCAGCAGAAACUUGUUGGUUUGAACCCUUCUCCACCAACGUCACCUGUUCAGUUACCUCUCAGAGCGUGGACUGAAGGAGGAAAGAGGACAAUUGAAGUAUCUAUUCCUGGAGCAGAAGCCCCAGAAAGCUCAAAAUGUAGUACUAUCUCUCCUGUCAGUGGGAUAAAUACAAGAAGAUCUUCCGGGGCUACUAGUAAUUCUUGUUCUCCGCUAAAUGCCACCUCAGGAAGUGGGAGAUUGACACCUCUUAAUCCAAGAGCAAAGAUUGAAAAACAGAAUGAAGAAGGCUGGUUUGCUCUUUCUACCCAUGUAUCAUAAGUGAAGUCACGUCUCACGGAGUUUGUUCUUAAUAACUUAUUUUCGACCUUCCACUCCCGUUUCCCUGCUUUUAAUUUAUUAUAUCCUCCUUUCAAGUAAAACCUGCAAAGAUCCUGUGAAUUAAUACCAAAGAAAUGAAAGAAAGCAAUUAGUUUUUGACUUUUUCAAAUAAGUUUUCAAUAACCAACUGGCCUGCAGUUCCUGGUGAAUGAAAUUUUGACUGUACAGAAGUUAAAGUUUUGUAUUUUAAUACUUUCUUAAGAAUUUUAAGGGUUUUUUUAAAUUAAUACUUUUUUACCAUUGUCAUCUUUAUUCAGGGUUUUUUGAGGUUUAAUGUAUCUUAAAUGUUGAUCCAUUUCAUUUUUUUUCCCCCUGAAGAACUAAUUUGCUUUGAGUGGAACUUAAAAUAAAAUUCCUCUGUGUGAUUAGAAUCUGGCCUUCAGGAAAAUGUAACACCCACUUUUCUUUUUUGAUGGGAAGUCAUUGCUGUCACUUUUUCUGUCAAGUGAAAUAUACAACCUUAAAAAAAUAGAUGUGGGAGUAUUUGUUUAUAUUUGCUUACGCAGGUAAGAGUGGUUGUAUUUAUUACAAAAUCUUACAUAGUUUUGAAAUGUGAAAAUGUCAUCAAUAAUGGUAAUACAAAUCAAAUAGAGCUCAAAUUCCUAAAUGUGGUAACGUUGAUUUAAUGGUACAUUGAAUGUUUCAAACAAUUAAAUAGAAAAUGUUGCUCUUGGCUUUAUCGCAGCCCUGAAUUUAAGCAGAUAUUUCAGGGUAGAUUUCUCGUUUUUUCUUUUUGAGACAGAGAGUCUUGCUCUAUUACCCAGGCUGGAGCGCAGUUGUGCAGUCUGGCUCACCGCAACCUCAGUCUCUCAGGUUCAAGCAGUUCUCCCGCCUCAGCCUCCCGAGUAGCUAGGAUUAUAGAUACAGGCCACCACACCCAGCUAAUUUGUGCAUUUUCAGUAGAAAUAGGGUUUCACUAUUUUGGCCAGGCUAGUCUCGAACUCCUGACCUCAAAUGAUCCACCUGCCUUCGUCUCCCAAAGUGCUGGGAUUACAGGCAUGCGCCACUGCGCCCGGCCCAGGGUGGAUUUUUCCAGGUACCCAUUUGGUUCUUAGAUGUUGAUUUUUAUUUUAAACUUUUUUUUUUGAAUGAGCUCUGCCUGAGUGAGAUGGAAGGAGUGGAACAGACCUUGACCCACCUGGAUAACUUCUUCUGCCAUAGCUGUAAAUCGCUGUUCUACCAAGUAUCCUUUGCAGCUUUCCCGUAGGCCUUUUCAUUUUUGUGGUGGCAGAAAUAAUUAUUUAAAUAUCACUGGAUUUCUUAUGCAAAGUCAUCUGUAUUCAUUCGCAUUACUGCAGAUUCUUUUGUCUGUAUUGCACUUUUUGAAACUUAGUAUCCAAUAAAUAUGCCAUCCCUAUCUGGGAUAUAAGCCUAA
Callithrix jacchus (white-tufted-ear marmoset) is the source of this 4815-nucleotide messenger RNA. RefSeq names its product spindle and centriole associated protein 1 (gene SPICE1). NCBI's taxonomy places the organism in Eukaryota, Metazoa, Chordata, Mammalia, Primates, Cebidae. Gene Ontology annotation, biological process: mitotic spindle assembly; metaphase chromosome alignment; regulation of centriole replication. The record is from RefSeq and is a predicted model, not a curated record. Gene Ontology annotation, cellular component: centrosome; centriole; spindle.